Eruca vesicaria subsp. sativa (arugula) is the source of this 1632-nucleotide messenger RNA. The record is from the annotation of a GenBank genome assembly. Lineage: Eukaryota; Viridiplantae; Streptophyta; Magnoliopsida; Brassicales; Brassicaceae.
AUGAGUUUUGUCUCGACAAUGAUAUACACGGCCAGAGGUUCGCUCCUCAGCUCCACCUGUAAGCUACGUUAUCCUUUUUCAUGUGAUUCACUGAGAGCUGUCGGUCCUCUGUUGAGAAAUCUGAGCACAGCUGCGGAGAGAUUGAGUUUCCUAAACCUUAAUCAGACGGGUACUUCUUCAAAUCACACUGACAUCAUUAAUAGAGAUCAGUACCUUGGUGGGUUUCAGCAGAAUUCAUAUGGGCAGAGCUUAAACCCAGAUUAUCCACCUGUUUCUGGUCAGAAUACGAAUGGGUUUUAUCAAAGCAGUGAACUUUAUGACCAGAGACAACGAAACUGGCAAAGUAGUAGUGAUGCUUGUUCGUCAUAUGGUAAUGAAACUCCACAGGAGAAUGCAGGUUUUGUUCACUCACCGAACCAGAGUUGGGAUUCUCCCAAUGGUGGACAGAGACAGGUACAUCAAGAUAAUAGUGGUUAUGACUCAUUGGAUGCGCUUUGCAGAGAAGGUAAUGUGAAAGAAGCAGUUAAUAUUAUCAAAUCAUGGAGAAACCAGGGUUAUAUGGUAGAUUUACCCAGACUUUUGUGGCUGGCACAGCUAUGUGGGGAUGCACAAGCUUUACAAGAAGCCAAAGUUGUUCAUGAGUUUAUCACUUCUUCGGUUUCUCGUUCGGAUAUCAGCGCUUACAACUCGGUAAUAGAAAUGUACUCUGGCUGUGAAUCUGUGGAAGAUGCGUUAGCCGUUUUCGAGAGUAUGCCUGAGAAAAACUCGCAGACUUGGUGCGGUAUCAUAAGGUGUUUAGCAGAGAAUGGACAUGAAGAGGACGCCAUUGAUAUGUUCUCACGUUUUAAAGAAAAAGGAAACAGACCUGAUGGAGAGAUAUUCAAAGAGGUCUUCUUUGCAUGUGGUGUUCUUGGUGACAUCAACGAAGGACUACUUCACUUUCAGUCGAUGCACAGAGACUACGGGAUCUUCCCUUCUAUGGAACAUCACGUAAGCAUUGUCAAAAUGUUGGCUGAGCCUGGUUACUUAGAUGAAGCCUUGAGAUUUGUUGAGUUGAUGGAACCAAAUGCUGUUGACCUGUGGGAAACAUUGAUGAAUCUUUCAUGGGUUCAUGGAGAUUUAGAGCUCGGUGACCGGUGUCAAGACAUAGUUGAGCAGCUUGAUGCAAGUAGACUAACCAAAGAAUCAAAGGCGGGUCUCGUCCCUGUCAAAUCAUCAGACAUAGCAGCAAAAGAGAAGCUACAUAGAAUGACGAAGAGGGAUAAUUACAGGGCUGGAGAAAUAUCUCUUCCAGAAAACAGAGAAUACUACAUGGCAUUGAAGAGUUUAAAGGAGCACAUGGUGGAACUUGGUUACGUGCCUGAGUCUAGACUUGCAUUGCACGACGUGGACCAAGAGAGCAGAGAUGAAAACCUUUUUAACCACAACGAGAGAUUCGCUUUCGUCUCGGCGUUUCUCAAUACUCCUCCGCGUUCUGAAAUACGGGUAAUGAAGAAUCUACGUGUUUGUAUUGAUUGCCACAACGCAUUGAAACUAAUGUCGCAGAUUGUUGGGAGACGGUUGAUCUCGCGAGAUGUCAAGAGGUUUCACAUUAUGAAAGAUGGUGUUUGCUCUUGCAGAGACUAUUGGUGA